Molecule: messenger RNA, 5519 nt
Organism: Notothenia coriiceps (black rockcod)
Lineage: Eukaryota; Metazoa; Chordata; Actinopteri; Perciformes; Nototheniidae
Gene: jcada
Product: junctional cadherin 5 associated a
Exons: 5
Coding region: 293-5461 (1722 amino acids)
Biological process (GO): positive regulation of blood vessel endothelial cell proliferation involved in sprouting angiogenesis
Cellular component (GO): ruffle membrane; adherens junction
Source: RefSeq, a predicted model, not a curated record
GGAGGGAUGUUUCCUCAGUCUGUGCCGUGGUGUAGGGGCUGUUGCCUCAGCAGAUCCCAGCUCAGUCCGUCCAGAGCAGCGGCGGGGAUGAGCGCUGGGGACUAGGUGCCAAAGCAACAACGCAUUUCACAGUGAUGGCCUCAGCUGCGCAGCUGUGCCGGUGAUCCUGCCGCUGCAUGUAGGGAAGAAGCAGAGACGCCUUGACAACCGACCUACCUUUCUCUCUCUCUCAGAAAAAGAAAAGACUGGGGGAGGGAAAAAAGAAAACACACCAGCAUAAACAAAUGCGACCAUGUACAGCGUGGAGGACCUUCUCAUCUCUCAUGGAUACAAGCUGCCCAAGCAUAGCACCCCUUCCUCCACCCCUACCCCAGCCCCCGCGUCAACGUCCCACCAGGCUCCCUCGUCCUCACCUCCGUCCUACAGCAAACACCAUGAAAUCCUAGAGAACAGGCCUGGCCCCAGGGCAGUAAAUGGCUAUGAAAGAGGGCCUGGGCUGCCCUUUGGAAACGGAGGCGGAACCAGGCCGCCCCAAGCGUACGCCAGCGGCUGUCCCAACAACAACAAUGAACCUAGGGACAGAGGCCUGUCGAGGCGGGAGGGCGAGGGCCGGAGCCAAAUGGACACCCACUCCUUGGGGGAGUCGCUGACCUCAGACAGCGGGUUCUGUGAUGGCACCAGAGGUCCUCAGGCGCAGUCCAAGGAUGUGUCCUACUGGAGGAGGAGAGGCCAGGACUUCACUGUGCUACUGGACUAUGCAGACCCCCAUGGAGGGGGCCAGGGGGGUUGCAGCAGGCCGGAGGGAUCUCAGCAAGCAAGAGGCCAAGAGUUUUCUGCAGAGGAGCGUCAGAGAGCAGCUCAGGAGAGGCAGCGCUGGGCGGCCCAGGCCCAGGCUCAGGUGCAGGCUCACGCCCAGGUCCAGGCUCAGUCCCGCUCUAGAGAGAGGGAAGCUGCUCUCCAUCAGUGGAGGAUGGCGAAUGAGAGGAAGUGUCAGAGCCUGGGUACAGAUGAGUGGCGUCCAGCCGUGAGCUUUAGUCGCCAGCUGUCCCAAAGUGAGGGUGAGCGUUGGGCACAUGAGCAGCAGCGACUCCAUGCCAGGACACCAGAGGGUAUGGUAGUCCAUCCAAGGACCAAAGCCAAAUCCCAGUCCCUGCCUAGGAUGCUGCAGCCUGAGAGCCUGCAAUUCGUGGACAUAGACCCGUCCAGUCUGGAACUGUACAGACGGGUCAAUGGCCACCCGGUAUCACAACAUGACUUUUACAAAGCACCCCGCUGGCCGGAGAAUGGUAGGCCGGCUAGCGCAAACCAACUCUCAAUGACACCAAAGCCCCGCUUCACGAGACCCCCCAGACCUCCCUCUUAUGAGAUGCACCAGCAGAUCAGGGGAAGCUGUGAGAUGUUGUCUGGGAGAGACUCAGUGAUUUCCCAUGCCAGGGACAGAACGCCACUUCCAACACAAAGGAUAGAUGACCCUCAACUGGACUUUUAUGGACAGGACUCUGAACCUCCGGGAUACAUCGCUCCCCCAUCUUACAGAAGAGCUCCUUUGAUGGCAGGGGCGUGUCGGGGAUAUGGUGAAAUUGCUGUUGACUACAGGUACAGAGGGGAUGUGUACCAGCAGAUACAAGUGGCUCCAGAUGGUUCUCACUGGUUCAGACAUCCAGCUGGUUCCUGGCCUGAUCACCAGAGAGAAAGGAUAAUGUCUGGCCAGAAGCAGCUUUACCCCAUGUAUAUGACCCAACAGCGGCCUGGUGGAGCGAUUCAAUACAUCCCCUUUGAUGACCCCCGCAUCCGCCAUAUUUCCUCAGCCCUGGGUGGCAACUCCCUGACGGACGCUGACAAGAUCCGGCACAUCCGCAACGAGCUUCCCAGCGUCACCGUGUCGGAGCCUGCAUCCAGCGACAGUGCCUUUUUGCCCCCGCCAUUGGGGCCUUUCAUCUCAGCCAAACUGGCUGAUGAUGCCAACCCAACGUCUUCUAGGGACAAUGACAAUAACAGGUGGCACAGUGAUUUGCACAAAGAGGCGGUUGAUAACUUCCCAGCAACGGACCAAAACUGCAACAACAGAUACCCCAAAAACCCACGUCCUCCUCCAUCUCCCUCUUCAGCCUUCCAGGCCCCAUUAUCAAGAAGUUCUUCUCGACAGGGGUCCAGCUCAGAUAAGGUCUUUGCAGAAACCAUCACCCAAGUCAAAAAAAUUGUCCCAGAUACACGGCCAGAGAACACAAAGAGAAGAGUAAGUGAAACCAUCUUCUGCCUUGUGUCUGUCCCUGUUCACACACCGACUAACAUUAGCAAAGACUUACCAGCAGACCAGAACAAUAAUGAGACAAUACCAAGCCUGACUGUCAGCAACAAAGACAUAUUCGCUGUAGGACUCAAAGAGAGCCCCAAUGUGCGGAGCAAGUCAGUGAAUGAAAUGCCCAUAACACCCCACUACUCUCACUUUCACACCAGCAGCACUUUCUCAAUGAGGAACUACAAGAGGGCUCCUCUAAGGAAAGAGAUAAUAGAUGCCUGGGCUCUCCAAGCCAUUCAAGAUAAAGAGUUGUGCUACUCUGGGUCCUGGCCUGGAAACCAGUACCGUAACCAGGAAACUCAGACUGGCUCACCUUUGACGGUAGUAAAAAGUCCAGAACCCAAAAGUCCUCCUGGGGCUCAAGAGCCUGUUCAGUCUGCCUCAGACACAACUACUGACAGAGGUCUAGGAACAGACGGUAGUUCUGCUUAUGGUUACCCCAUGGCAGGUCAGAAAAACCUACAUCCCUCUAGUAACAGCGCCUUCUCCCGUCUCAGCCUCAGCCCAACACAGCAGACACACCUUGAACCCUCACGAGACCCUCUACCAGAAACAAAGGCCCAGGAUCAGCCAUCUUCCCCGAAGAAGAGCAUCUCCAGUCCCCUGGAGGAUGAAGAGCAAGUGACCUUUGGUCAGUUUCUCUUAAAGCCAGUGAAUCGACGACCCUGUGAUGCCAUUGAUGAACUGGAGACCAUUAAUAAGGAGAUGGAAAAAACCAUCAGCAAGAGAGCCAAUGUAGGCCAGUGCAUUGACGAUCUAGAUGGGUUGAAUAAGAUGUUAGACCUAAAUUCAGGAGCACAUUUCACUGCUGGUCCAGAGUCAGUUAGGGAAGCAAUCAGUUUUCCAAUAAUGCACACAGAAAAACCCAGUAUAAAAGUCAGAUCAAAGUCCUUGGCUUCCACCCCUGAUUCGGACUCACUGGACUUAAAGAGUGCUUUCUUCAGGCCACAGGCCAACAACAUACCACCAACAAAUGAGCUACCCAUAUUCUCCAACCCUGACCCCAAAGACAGUAGCCUCAAGCCCUCACUACCAAAAUACAAUGGGUCCAGCCGGCUCUAUAGACAGGAUAUCCCAGUCCCUCAAGAGUCCUUGCUGAGGGAUGUGGGAUUAACCGUCUACACAGAGACUCCUGGGGGUCCUGGGGAGCCAAUGCAGCGCUCACUCUCAGUCCCAUCUCCACUUGGUCAUAAGGACCUUAGUCAGUCAAUGCAGCUCCCAUUGUUGAGCAGGACAGCACUUGUUAAAAAUAGCGGUAGCCCUGAGCACAAAUCAAAUAAAGAAAUUCAAGCUAAGGUAAAAACUGAGAGAAAGGUGAAAUCCCCACCAUUCAGGUGCGAGGUGAAUUUAGGCAUCUAUAGAACCAGGAGUGAAAGCAGUGCAUCAACACAUAAAGAGGGUUCAUCCUAUAUCAACAGGCUGAACAGGGAAGUUUCUUUUCUGUUAAGGGAUGAUGCAGUAAUUGGUAGAAAUGCCCUCUCUGAGCCUCUGAACUACAAGAAUGAGUCAACAAUAGCAGAUAAGCACCUUGAGAACUUACUGAAUCAGGAGAAGGCCAAUUCUUUACCUGCCGAAGACCUCAGCAAGCUCUAUGAGGUGAAAUUUGGAGAAGGCAUCCCUGAAAAUGAGUCCAUCGAGCAGAGGGCUGCCAGAAUCCUGGGUAUAGCCGUUCCUGUGGAGGCCUUGGGUGUGGCUGACAAACUUUUAGAGGACAACCUCAAUGAUAUGGGUACCACUGUCAUCGAGAAACUACAAAGCCAAAGCGAUGAGCCACAGCAGUUGAUAGCAGAGUAUGAGCAAGUCAAAGAACCUGGGAUUGUUCAGGGAGCAAAGCAUGAGCAGAUCCAAGAUGAGCACCUGAUCUUCCAGGAAGCAGAGCAUGAGCAAGUCAAAGAUGAACCUGUGAUUGUUCAGGGAGCAAAGCAUGAGCAGGUCCAAGAUGAGCACCUGAUCUUCCAGGAAGCAGAGCAUGAGCAAGUCAAAGAUGAACACGUGAUUGUCCAGGGAGCAGAGCAUGAGCAAGUCAAAGAUGAGCCCGUGAUUGUCCAGGGAGAAGAGCAUGAGCAAGUCCAAGAUGAGCCCCUGACUGCUCAGGGAGCAAAGGCAGAGGAGGUCAAGGGGAGAGGUUCAGAAGUGGACCUCCAAGAAGGAUACAGACAAAACCACAGCAGCAACCACAGUGAUGGUGAGGACAACCAGGAUACUGGGAUUCAGUCCCUGGUGGUACUGGACCUGCCCGAGUUUCCACCUAAUAAGCUUCCCCUCUCCCUUCCCGUAACAUCUGAUGACAAGCUAGCACUUAGCAUUUGCAGUAUAGAGAGGAAAGGGCGAGGUGGGACAUGCAAACUAAUCGAAUCCAUGCACGAUAAGCUUAAUUAUUCCGCUUCUUCUACAUCUUUGCACAUGUCAACUCCAGAAAGAAGGGCCCGUCUGAAAGAGCUGGACUCAGUAUCUCGAAUAAGACGACUCAGCCUCAAAGGUUCGGAGUCUGGGGAAGAAAUGUAUUCUAAAGAAAUGGACAGUGACAGAGAGGAGAAUGAAGUCCAGGAAGUGCCAAAGGAGCAAGUUGUAGGGAAACAAGCAGAGGAAGAGGAUACAAAGCUUAAGGAAGAAGCAGGGAAUGUGGAGGAGAACCCAGAUGAACAUGAGAAUGCACAUAAAACACAUGGAAAGUUGGGAGAUCCUGAAGAAGAUUGUAAACCUAAAGAAGAAGCGAAUGGAGGGAUAUGUCAGGAAGAGCAAAGACAAGGAGAAAAGACAGAAGAGAUGAAUGUUGAGAUUGCACUAAAACUAGAAAAUGAAGGGAGUGAAGAAGUACAUGUUGAAUUAAAAACAGUAGAGCCAGGAGAGAAGAUGGAGCUUCAAAUUGUUGAGGAUUGCAAAGAAAAGCCUUUGGAAAAGGUGAGAGAGUGCCAGAAUACAGCAGAGGUCAGAAGAGCUGAGGCAACACAGGGCACUAAGGUGAAAAAGGUGCCCAAACCAAAGCAGCGCACAAAGCUGCAGAAGCCUCCUCUGCUUCCUAAACCUCGCAGUGUUCCCAAGAGAGAAAUAACACUGCCUGUCAGCUUCAGCACUGGGACCCGUGGCCCCUCAAAUAUGGAGGAUGAGGAGAAGCACUCUGUCUCAGACUCCUACGACCCCAGUCGAGUGGAGAGAGUGUAACCUCUGACACUGCCUUCACAACAGUGGAAAUCUGUAUUUCUCAAGUUAACAGCUUUUC